This is a messenger RNA of Anopheles moucheti, 1326 nucleotides long. Its product is annotated as putative gustatory receptor 2a. Gene Ontology annotation, biological process: sensory perception of taste. Gene Ontology annotation, cellular component: axon; membrane; neuronal cell body. NCBI's taxonomy places the organism in Eukaryota, Metazoa, Arthropoda, Insecta, Diptera, Culicidae. The record is from RefSeq and is a predicted model, not a curated record. The transcript has 5 exons. The coding region runs from base 1 to 1326 and encodes 441 amino acids.
AUGGUUGUGACACUGGUAUUUCAACUUUGUGGUCUCCAAACGUACGCAGGACCGGGUGCACCGUUCGGGUCCACAUUGGCACUGUUGUGGUGCGUUGGGUGUUGCAUCCUGUACGGGGGUGUGCUGGCCUACUGCUUCAUCGAGCGCAGGUGGCUCUUUGCCGAUUCGCGCACCGGUAUCGGAAUAAACGUUAUCCCUUUCAUCAAGAGCUCAACGACGGUGGUGGCACACUUGGUGGUACUGGUCGAGGCGCUACUAGCACGUGGCGUUUACCGUGCGCUGGACGUUCGUGUGACCUCCGUUGAUGGAACGCUGGACGAGUUGACGGGUCGGACGGCUGGAUCUAUUUUGGCACACGCCCGCACACAGUUCCGCACCAAGCUGGCCCUGUUUGGGGCGUACUGUUGCGCAAUCGAGCUGGGAAUACUCGCACUGGUUUACGCGAACCCGCUCCACCGGAUCAUCUGGUGUCUGACCGUACCGUCGCUAGUCACCAUACGGAUGAAGCACCUUCACCAUGCAUACCACAUUGACCGCUUAACGGCCCGGUUCAGUAUCCUGCGAGAGCAGAUGGAGUCUCUUGUCGACGGUCGGACCAUUUCCCUCGGGCAGUUGGAAUUAACCGAAGACAAUGUUCCUCCCAAACGGACAUCUCUGGACCGUUGGAAGACAAAGGCAUCCCUUCGACCGGCCAUCAUCGAUCCGUGGACAUUACGCAACCCAGCGGGGCUGACCAAAUCUCUCGGGUCCGAUGGGCGCCCCGAAAUGAAGCAUCUUCGCCAGCUAUUUGCCAUAAAAAGCACGUACCUUACGCUCUGGCACGCCGCAAAGGACCUAAACGGUAGCUGCGUUUACUCGCAGCUGGCCAAUCUGCUGCAAAACUUUAUCCAGUGUACGUGCGACCUGUACUCGCUGUACUCGCUGCUUUAUCUCAAUCAGCUGGGUGAUAUUUUCGGUUUCAUACUCAGCAUCGUGGCCACAUUUACCGCCCUCGGUAUCGUGUUGGCGGCGUGCGAAAACUGCAAGAACCAGGUUGGCCAGAUGGGACAGUUGCUGCACAAACGGCGCGGCGAUGAGACAGAUAUGCUCGCGAAAAUGAUCGAAAACUUUUCCCUACUGCUGCAUCACACACCGAUCUUUUUCUCACUUGGUGGAUUUUUCGAUAUGGAUUUUAUGCUUCUAAAAGAGAUAGCAGCCGCUAUUACCACGUACAUGGUUAUCUUCAUACAGUUUAUGCCGAAGGAGGAACCGGGAACGGAUCCGACGACCGGAUCCCUACCUAACCUGCAGUUCACUAAUGGUACACUCCCUGUGAAGCCUGAAUAA